Messenger RNA from Staurois parvus, 421 nucleotides. Lineage: Eukaryota; Metazoa; Chordata; Amphibia; Anura; Ranidae. The record is from the annotation of a GenBank genome assembly.
GCUCAGGGAGCGCGCAGCAAGGCGAUCGGGGUUGCGCUGUGUCCCUGGGACACAGCGGAUGACCGAUCACGGAAAGAGCCGAAGAUGUCAGCUCGAUCAUGUGAUCAGCUGUGUCCAAUCACAGCUGAUCACUGAUCAUCAGGGCACUGAUGAUCAGUGUGCCCUGAUGAUCAGUGUAGCCCCAGCAGUGCCACCUGUCAGUGUCCAUCAGUGCCUUGUGUCAGUGCUCAUCAGUGCCUCGUGCCAGUGCCCAUCAGUGCCACAUCAAUGCCACAUAUCAGUGCCUACCAGUGCACAUCAAUGCCACAUAUCAGUGUCCAUCUGAGCUGCCUUUCAUUGUCACCCAUCAGUGCCAGUCAGUGCUGCCAAUCAGUGCCACCUAUCAGUGCCAGUCAGUGCCGCCUAUCAGUGCGCAUCAGUG